AUGAUGAAAAUGAUCCGGGGGAAGGAAAGAAAUAUAAGACAAAGAAAGCCAGCUACGUCCUCUCGAGAAUCGGAGCAAAUGGCUAAAGUCGAGCGCAAAUCGAACUCCAUUUACCAGGAACCAGCUCCGGCAAAACAAUUUCACCUCGGGAUGUUUGAAAUUGGCCGACCGCUGGGCAAGGGAAAAUUUGGUCGUGUGUAUCUAGCAAGAGAGCGAAGUACUGGAUUCGUUUGUGCCUUGAAAGUCCUACACAAAAACGAGAUACAAAAGGGCAAGGUAGAAAAGCAGGUCCGGCGGGAAAUUGAAAUUCAAAGUAAUUUACGGCACCCAAAUAUCCUCCAACUAUAUGGCCACUUCCAUGACAGCAAACGAGUCUUUCUGAUCCUAGAAUUUGCUGGCAAGGGAGAACUCUACAAGCAUCUUCGGAGGGAGACGAAGUUUCCGGAAUGGAAAGCAGCUCAAUACAUUGCGCAAAUGGCUGCGGCAUUGAAGUAUCUCCACAAGAAGCAUGUUAUGCAUAGGGAUAUAAAACCAGAAAAUAUACUUGUUGGUAUUCAUGGCGAGCUUAAAAUUGCAGACUUCGGUUGGAGUGUCCAUGCGCCUAACAGCAGAAGAGCUACCAUGUGUGGAACUUUAGAUUAUCUUCCACCUGAGAUGUUGCAAGGAAAUAGCAACUACUACAAUGAGAAGGUUGAUUUAUGGAGUCUGGGAGUUUUGAUGUAUGAGUUCCUGGUUGGCGAAGCUCCUUUUGAAGACACCCCAGUCAUGACACAGAGAAGGAUAACAAGAUGUGAGAUGACGAUUCCAAGCUUCGUGUCCUCGGAAGCAAAGGAUCUGAUUAAAAGGUUGCUGGUACUUGACCCCGAAAAAAGGAUUCCUCUCGAACAGGUUCAGAAGCACCCUUGGAUCAUCAAGCAUUGCGUGAAGGGGGAGCGGGCUAGUAUGCGGGAUUCAAAAUCCACUGGCAGCAAAUCUUCACUGGACUCCAGUGACGAAUGA
Molecule: messenger RNA, 999 nt
Organism: Sclerotinia sclerotiorum 1980 UF-70
Lineage: Eukaryota; Fungi; Ascomycota; Leotiomycetes; Helotiales; Sclerotiniaceae
Exons: 3
Coding region: 1-999 (332 amino acids)
Biological process (GO): protein phosphorylation; mitotic spindle organization; regulation of cytokinesis
Cellular component (GO): chromosome passenger complex; spindle pole centrosome; spindle microtubule
Molecular function (GO): protein kinase activity; ATP binding
Source: RefSeq, a predicted model, not a curated record